UAGUCUCUUGAUUGGUUCAGCUUUUCUGGCGCCAAGGUUUUGAGAUAUACAUUUGAACACAAAAAUUCAGCUAGUCAUUUUACUGCAGAGCGUUGUAGGUGCUGUUUGAAUUGAGAAAAAGCUACUGACAGUAGGCUUUAUAAAUUGGCGCUUUUUUUUGCUUUUAAUUUCUCAGUUUGUGUCAGUUAUUUUUAUAUACAUUUAUAAUAAGCAGUUCUGUUUAGUUUUUUGUUAAUUACAUAAAUCUAAAAUGCUUUCUGCUCGCUCUCCACUGUCAUCCAAGAACGAAAACGCAAUAAUUUCAAAUAUGACAAACAUUUGUUUGACUGAUAAGGAGAAUACACCUCCAAGCAUGAGCACGACCAGAAUUUUAGCAUCGAAAACGGCAAGGAGAAUCUUUGAAUUAACUGAAGUGACAAAGAAUGACAAAAUCCAAGAAGAGCCUCUCUUGAAAGAUAACCCACGCAGAUUUGUCGUCUUUCCCAUCCAGUACCAUGACAUCUGGCAGAUGUACAAGAAAGCAAAGGCCUCUUUCUGGACAGCAGAAGAGGUUGACCUCUCCAAAGACAUCGCGCACUGGGAAUCGCUGAGAAAAGAAGAAAGAUACUUCAUCUCUCACGUACUCGCGUUCUUUGCUGCGAGUGAUGGCAUAGUUAAUGAGAAUUUGGUGGAGCGCUUUAGCCAGGAAGUUCAAGUGACCGAAGCCCGUUGUUUCUAUGGUUUCCAAAUUGCCAUGGAGAACAUCCACUCUGAAAUGUACAGCCUGCUUAUUGAUACCUACAUCAAAGAUCCCACAGAGAGGGAGUACCUGUUUAAUGCCAUUGAAACCUUGCCAUGUGUCAAAAGGAAGGCUGACUGGGCUAUGAACUGGAUUGGAAACAAGGAAGCGCAAUAUGGUGAACGUGUUGUGGCCUUUGCUGCAGUUGAAGGAAUCUUUUUCUCUGGAUCAUUUGCUUCUAUAUUCUGGUUGAAGAAACGAGGGUUGAUGCCAGGGCUUACUUUUUCCAAUGAACUCAUUAGCAGAGAUGAGGGGUUGCACUGCGACUUUGCAUGCCUUAUGUUCAAGCACCUAGUGCAUAAACCCUCGGAAGAAAAAGUAAAUGAAAUCAUCAAUGAUGCUGUCCGGAUAGAACAGGAGUUUCUAACCGAUUCGUUGCCAGUGAACUUGAUUGGAAUGAACUGCACUUUAAUGAAACAGUACAUUGAGUUUGUGGCUGAUAGACUGAUGCUGGAGCUGGGUUUCAGCAAGAUAUUCAGAGUUGAGAAUCCUUUUGAUUUUAUGGAGAACAUCUCAUUGGAAGGAAAGACCAACUUCUUUGAGAAGCGGGUAGGAGAGUAUCAGAGAAUGGGAGUGAUGUCCAAGCCAACAGAGAAAACAUUCACGUUGGAUGCAGACUUCUAAACAGGCUUCAUAGUUUUGUAUUAAACUGGUUAUUUCAUGUGAUACUUGAAGGAGCGUUGGUAGUACAUGCCAUACUCUUCUGGAAUAACAUCUCCUGCAGUACUAGCUUUUUAUAUUAAAGUCUUUUAAAAUGUGUUAAAGAACAUGGAUACUUGAAUGGGCAUAACACUUGCACAGACAAAACUAUUUGUCACUAGAGAUUUUCAUGUACAUUUAAGUAUUUUAAUGUGUACAGUUUUUUUUGUAUGUAUUUUAUGCACUUUAAAGAUUGUAAUAAAUACCCUUUACUUGCA
Molecule: messenger RNA, 1695 nt
Organism: Acipenser ruthenus (sterlet)
Lineage: Eukaryota; Metazoa; Chordata; Actinopteri; Acipenseriformes; Acipenseridae
Product: ribonucleoside-diphosphate reductase subunit M2-like
Exons: 10
Coding region: 251-1402 (383 amino acids)
Biological process (GO): deoxyribonucleotide biosynthetic process
Cellular component (GO): cytosol
Molecular function (GO): ribonucleoside-diphosphate reductase activity, thioredoxin disulfide as acceptor
Source: RefSeq, a predicted model, not a curated record